UGUGUCAAUGCCAAAAAUUAGCCACACGGAUUCCAAACAAAAAUUGUUGAAGCAAGCAAGAUUGGGCAAACACCUGUCAUCGAAAAAAGGAUCUCGUACUGGAAACUCGGCCAACAACAAGGAACUUAAAGUACUCACCCUGUUGCAAACUGUACCGUGA
Messenger RNA from Drosophila santomea, 160 nucleotides. RefSeq lists its product as uncharacterized. The transcript is spliced from 2 exons. NCBI's taxonomy places the organism in Eukaryota, Metazoa, Arthropoda, Insecta, Diptera, Drosophilidae. Bases 8 to 160 code for a protein of 50 amino acids. The record is from RefSeq and is a predicted model, not a curated record.